GAAAUAUCCGGUACAGUUGGCAUCCUCCUCUCCCACUCUCUCUCAAUUCUAAUCCCUUCACUCCUUCCUCACUGUGUGUCAAUACAUAUAUACAGAUAUCAAUACCAGUCACCCAUGUCGAAAAGAGGCGGUGGUGCAGCACUCCAGAAGGAUGUCCCAUGGCGGGCAUCCCCUUCCGGAAAACCCAUCCCCAAAAUCCACCAUUCCCCUAUUCUUCGCGUCUCCCAAACCCCUUCUUCCCAUUAUGCUCUCUCCAUCAUGAAGCACCCAAAUCCAAUAGGGGAUAGGUUAGCAACGGAAGCCAUCGUGGAAGCAGCAGGCCCUGAUUGCAUUGUUCCUGGACAGGUUACUCCCGUUAGAUUGCUUGGUCUCAAGGUAUGGCCUAUCCAUAUUGACAUGAAAUUUAUGGAACCAGUUGGACGAGAGCUUAAGCUGCUUGGGAAGUUCAUGGAUUCAGCUGUCGAUCUCAUGAACAAAUCCUUUAUAGACCGUUAGCAAUUUUGGGCUUUUGGUUUAUCAAAGAGGGUGGCCAGAAGCAGGCAGCUUGCCAGCCAUAUGUAUGAUCCUACGUUUUUUGGAACUUGCAGAAGCCUAGCCAAGCUGAGUUUCUGUAGAGCUGGUCAUUAUCAGCAUUUUAUGCCCAUGUUUAAAACUAAUUUCUAGAUCAUAAGCUAGAAUUUUUUAUGUUGAUAGUUAAGAGAAAAAGAGGUUCCUUAUCCCAAAAUGCUAUUUCGGCUAUAAUAGAAUUCUAGCAUGGAUUUUCCUCCAUGAAACACUGUGACUUGGAUGUUUUAUAAUUUUUCAUGUUACACUACCUACUGGUGAACCAAUGGAUUGAACUUGUUUCC
Vitis riparia (riverbank grape) is the source of this 848-nucleotide messenger RNA. RefSeq lists its product as uncharacterized. Gene Ontology annotation, cellular component: chloroplast envelope. Bases 115 to 495 code for a protein of 126 amino acids. NCBI's taxonomy places the organism in Eukaryota, Viridiplantae, Streptophyta, Magnoliopsida, Vitales, Vitaceae. The transcript has 4 exons. The record is from RefSeq and is a predicted model, not a curated record.